Messenger RNA from Doryrhamphus excisus (bluestripe pipefish), 9086 nucleotides. RefSeq names its product SHC (Src homology 2 domain containing) transforming protein 3 (gene shc3). Gene Ontology annotation, molecular function: receptor tyrosine kinase binding. Gene Ontology annotation, cellular component: plasma membrane. The record is from RefSeq and is a predicted model, not a curated record. Lineage: Eukaryota; Metazoa; Chordata; Actinopteri; Syngnathiformes; Syngnathidae. Gene Ontology annotation, biological process: cell surface receptor protein tyrosine kinase signaling pathway; intracellular signal transduction.
UGACCACAGACCGACAAUUCGUUUUUGUCGCCACAAGUCCGCCAUCUUGUGCAGCACAAGCUUGUCCGUUUGCGACUUUCGACGUUUUUACUGAUAGUUUCUGAAAUUUUGGACGCGAUAAUGUAUUAAAACGCCCUACUGUGCGGCUGUUAACAACCUAUAUAUGCCUAUACACUGCUGCCAAGCUGUGCUACACAAGAUGGCGGCGUGGGCACUGAAGCACUGCGCGGCGGCGACACCGAGUUCUGUGUGUUUUUUUUAAUAUAUAUUUUAUUACAAGCUUAAUUACAAAACUCACCGAGUUCUGUGUGUUGUGUCCGGUUGUGAGCUUUCUACGUCGUUCUACUUCUGUGCUGUUGACAGGAAACCUGGGGGAGAAAAAGCAAGCCGACACCCGCACUGGGAAUGGUCUCUCCCACUAUUCUGCAAGCCUCCCCUGAAUGAGUCAUCCAGCCGGCUCCUCAUUGGACAGGACCAUGCCGUCCGCAGGGAUUGCCUUGCAGCAGCAGCAGCAACGGCGGCAGCAGCAACAGCAGCAGCAGCGUGGCCUUGCUUCCAUUCACAGAAACAUUGGUAUGCCAGCCCGCUAUUUCAUUCACACCCAGGACUAAAUAUUGCAUGGCUUCUAGCCCCCCCUUCCCUGUGCUCUUUGUCUUCUCGCUGUUCAAUUGGCAGCAGGGAGCAGCCCAUUGUUUUGUCUGAGGACAGAAGGCAGACAGACGUGCUGUUUUCUUUUUCUUUUUUUUUUUCCUCCUUUCUAUAUUUGCCAGGCAGGGGGAAAACAUGUUGGGAGGGAGACUGCAGUGCGAAAUCCGCAGCGGUGCGAGCGAGAGCGGAAGCUGCUUAUGAAUGAGCGUCAGUCGCUGUCGUUGCUGGACUUCAUGCCGCUGAGGACAUUUUUUACAUGAAUGGUGUGUGCGGCUGCACGCUUUCUUCCUGCUACCACGGCGACCGAGAUGCUUCAUCAUCAUCAACACCAUCACCGCCGGCGCCGCUGUUAAGGAGACUGGUGGGCUUCCUUCAUCGUUCUUUUGUGUUUCUUAUUUUCUUCACUGACUCGACCGACUGAGAAAGAUGCCGCUUUAUUUGGCUUGUAUCGCCUCCAUCGGUGGACCCGCACAGCCUGCUGCGUAGCGGCUCCAGCGUCUUGUUCUGAUGAUGCUGGUCUUUUUAAAAAGCAACAAAUGUGUUCAAACAUGGGAACACGUCUACACACGUAAUCCACAAAUUAAUGCGCAAGUUAGGCUAAAGUUUAUUAUCUUGUUUCAUUGCUUCCUCUAAGGUUGAUUUUAAUUCAGAUUGAAUUCAGUUUUUGUUCAAUUUUUAUUUAUUCAUUUAAAAAAAUGAAAUUGAACAAAUAUAUGAGUAUUUUAGCAUCAUUUGACUCACCCGACCUCGCACUGCUUCUCAUCAAGAAUUAUACAGCAUCCGUUUUUACAAACUGAUUGCUACCAGUGUGAUCUGCAAGCCCCCCCCCCCCCUCAACAGGAAGUGAUUUGCAGCGUUCAGCAAGCCUUUUGUUGAGAAGGUUUUCUCACAUCAGUGAGUCAUGCUCCUGCUCUGAGCCUGGCAGCAGGCAGACGGACACAGGGACAGGCGGAGCGUUGCUCCUCGUUGGAACCUUCCUUGUUUUUGGAGGCUAGAAAUCAUCGUCAUCAUCAUCAUCAUUGUAAGCAGCAGCAGCAGCAUCAGCAUCGCCGCUGGAAACCACAACAACACCAGCAGCCUCUUAGCUCCAUCCUCUUCCUCGUUUCCAUGGAUUUCCUCUAUAUUUGUCUCGGCGGCCAACGGCAUUGAAGCUCUGGAUUUUAUCAAUCGGAAUCUGAACCUCCAACCGAGAGACGUCUCUGGCCUGCGAUUGCUACAAGGCGUUUGCCGCCACCACCACCACCACGGCGACCACAAGCCCCAUGGCCGCUGCUGCCAUGUUGCAGGAGAAGGUAAUCGUCUGGGCGCAGCCACGUCUGCCAGCACAUCGGUGAAAGAGGCGUGUGCGGUGCGUGUCGAGAAGAGCAGAGGGAGAGAGGGUAUGCUUCACCGUACCAAAUACAACCGCUUCAGGAACGAAUCGGUGACGUCCGUCGAUGAUCUCGUCCACGGCCUGUCCAUGAACCCCAAGGUCUCGGGUGCACCCCAGCCUGCCGCCGAGACAUCCUACACGCCCCCGACCGACGUCCCGCCGUCGUCCGCCCCCAGUGCACCCGCCAGCCACAGCUCCGACCACCCGGACGAUGGAGGCACCCCACUGUGCACCCUCAUCAACAAGGUGACCAGCUUGAAGUUCAGCAACUCGGGGAGCCUGCUGGGCAUCAAGGGCCUGCCCUCGGCUGUAAAGGACCUGGCGGUGGCCAAGCUUCAAGGGGGCGGGGGUUUGGGCUCGGGUUGCUCCAGCAGUUUGCCGACUGCGGCGGGCUCCGGCUCUCUGUGCGGCUCGCAGCUGGAGCCUUCUGCCAGCAUGAGCAAAAAGAGCAGGCUGGACGAGUUGCAACCCAGCGGGGAGGACUGGAUGUCCGCAGGAGGUGGAGGACCGGUGAGCAAAGCCUUCAGAGGGUGGCUGCACUCCAGCGAGAAGGUCUCUGGGCCGGGAGUGACAUACAUAGUCAAGUAUCUGGGUUGCAUUGAAGUGCUGCGAUCAAUGAGAUCUUUAGAUUUCACCACACGAUCACAAGUAACAAGGGAGGCCAUCAGCUUGGUCUGUGAGGCCGUUCCAGGGACCAAAGGAGCUCUGCGAAAGCGAAAGCCGCCCUCCAAGGCUCUAUCCAGCAUCCUGGGGAAGAGCAAUCUGCAGUUUGCCGGCAUGUCCAUCAACCUGAACAUCUCCACCAGUAGCCUCAACCUGAUGAGCCCCGACUGCAAACAGAUCAUAGCCAAUCAUCAUAUGCAGUCCAUCUCCUUUGCAUCGGGUGGAGACCCUGACACAACGGACUAUGUCGCUUAUGUGGCAAAGGACCCUGUAAACCGAAGAGCAUGCCACAUCUUGGAGUGCUCAGACGGGCUGGCCCAGGAUGUCAUCAGCACCAUCGGCCAGGCUUUCGACCUGCGCUUCCAGCAGUACCUGCAGUGCCCGUCGAGCAAGCCGUCCUCCACGCACGACAGGGUGUUCAACGUGGAGGACUUGCCAUGGACGGAGGAGGAGGAGGAGUCCGCAGAGCAUCCUUACUACAACAACAUUCCCGGGAAGAUGCCGCCCCCUGGAGGUUUCAUCGACGCCCGGCUGACCAAUCAGAGCACAGCGUCAGAUGGAAGCCAGGUACAGACGGGCGCAGGCUCUGUGGAUCAGAACUAUUACCAAGGCCGGCACUGUGGAGACAGCUGGACAGAGGAGAGGAAGUCUGCCUUUGGGCAACAAGGAUCCUUGGACAUCAACAGCGAGAGCAAAGGUCCUGCACCAAAGCCAGGAGAGAUGCCCACAUAUAUGAACACCCAGCAGAUUGACGCACAGGUGCUGGCGGCGCUCCAGGCCGAGUCGGAACAAGUCACCAAGGGCAUGGCGGCCGCCGCCAGGGAGAGCCCGCACAUGGACCUGUUUGACAUGAAACCCUUUGAGGACGCCAUCCAGUCCCAAGCCCCGUCGCAGGUGUCCGCUCUGCACAAGGCGGCGUCCGUGGACAACUCCAGCCCCCUCCUGGCUCGCUCCAUAGCCUUCCGAGCACAGGAAGAGCUGGAGGGCCAGCCGUGGUACCGCGGAAAAAUGAGCCGCCAUGACGCCGAAAAACUGCUGCGAGACGACGGAGACUUCCUGGUGCGCAAGAGCACCACCAACCCGGGCUCAUACGUGCUGACCGGCAUGCACAAGGGACUUGCCAAACACCUCCUCCUGGUGGACCCCGAGGGCACGGUGCGGACAAAAGAUCACGUGUUUGACAGCAUCGGCCACCUUAUUGGCCAUCACCGUGACAACAAGCUGCCAAUCGUAUCGGCUGGGAGUGAACUGUGUCUCUUGCAGCCUGUCGUAUGGAAACAGUGACGCCCGCAAAGCCUGAUGGGGAAUCGUCCCUCCCACCGUCUCUCAAACUCGAAGAAGAAGCGUGAGGGAAGCUGCUAAAAAAAAAAGCGGUUACUAUUCCGCGGGAAAAUAAAUAUUUAUGAUAGAAGUGUUAUUUUGUUGUGACCACUGAAAUGCUAUAUUUUUGAGAAGACAUAGGACACGCCAUAUCUUGAUUUGGUGUUUGAAAAGAUGACGUUCUUCUAGUUUAGACGAACCUCGGAGAGCUGUGUGAAGCAGAGUAUUUUAGAUGACAAAUUAGACCUUUUCCUCUGUCAAGCACAACCGCAUUUCUACUGAAAACAUGGAAGCCGCCCCCCACCCCCCCCAAAACACAUGUCCUUCAUGGUGCUGUGGGCGGCGUCAAAGGAGUAUUAGGGCCACACUGCAAAGACUAAACGGUACAAUUAUGAGAAUAAAGUUGGCCUAUUAAGAAGUCACAUUAUUAUUAUGAUUAUUAUUAUUAGUCGCUCUUUUCCUAUGAUGUUCCACCUUUUUACUACAAUUAAUAUGAUGGUUUUUGGCCUUGUUUUCAUCUUUACUGCCAAACUACUUCAAAAACAGUAUAGUCACCACUUUAUUCUGAUUGGAUUACAAACAUGUUGCUUCUCAUAAUCAUCAUCACUACUAAACUGCUGCCUAUUCUAUUUAACUGAGGAGAUAUUGUCUACUACUACUACUACUACUACUACAAGUUAACUCUGGUAGUAAGAUAAGUAAGUUUUUAUUCAAAUACUUUUUAUUGUAUUACUACUUUAAUUACAACGUUAUUUGUAAAGAAAACAAAAAUGAUGCAUCAUCACAUUUAUUCUUUUCUUUUUUCCUGAUUAAAUAAUUAUUAUUUUUUUAUUUUUGCAAUAUAUGACUUUUUUUUUCUUGUAUGCAUUUAAGUUAACGCUGGUAGUAUUAAAAGUGUUUAUUCAAAUACUUUUUAUUGUAUUACUACUUUAAUUACAACUUUAUUCUAAAGAAAACAAAAAUGAUGCAUCAUCACAUUUAUUCAUUUUUUUUCCUGAUAAUUUUUUUUUUUUAAUUUUUUUUAAUUUUUGCAAAAUAUGACUUUUUUUCUUGUAUGCAUUUGUCUUCCUGCAACAUUUUAUUCUGCAGUUUAUUCUUGGCAUUUAUUCUGACUAGUGUUAUUAUUAUUAUUAUUAUUAUUAUUAUUGAUUCCUUCAGUAUGGCCCCAAUACUCCCUUGUAGGCUGCUUCAAUGGGUUGCAUGAUUUGUCUCCAAGUCAAACUGUCGUUAAGUCUUUAUUUGGAGGGGCGCUUGUUUGUGCUGACACUUACUACUUAAAUAUUGACCCUUUUAACACAAUCCCGUGCGGGUUGUUGCCUCCAGGUGUUUGACGGGUGUUUGGUCCAGCACAUGUUUUUGUAAGGUGAUAGGAUCUGAGUGACCACAACAGCACAAUCACCAAAGCGGAGCAAGAUUUCCCUUCUAUAGGUGUCAGCACAGAGAUGUUCCUCAUCCCUCGCUGGUAGCAAAGGAGAUGCUCUCUUGGCUUCAUGCGGCUUACCUGAAUUAGACGGGUCCCAUUUCUCUUCAAUGUGCUCAUCCGUCAGAACCAAACAGAAAGGAAGGGGGGGCUUGACUUUCAGUUGCAGUUGAACCAAAAUCAGCAUGCGUUCGAUGGGUUUAACCAGACCGAUGCAAUGUAAUAUAAAUAUGAAAUAUAAACCGUGCCUGUAUUUUGCUGCAAGGGGGGGUGUACAGUCCAUGUUUGACAGCAAGUGUCAUUCUACAAGUGUCACAUUAGUGUCCCACAUACAUUCCACUGGGAACCAUGCGGUCCAUGGGGAUUUUAGCAUUCCACUCUGGACAUUUUCUGAUAUUAUUCAUGAGGAUGAAUUGGCAGAGUAGAAAUCAAAUUGUCAGAAAAUGUGGUCCUUUUUUGUUUUCAACGUAUUCACAUGAAUUCUUAGAAAAAUCACAUUUAGCUAUUUUGCAAUGCUAUACCAGAAUAUUUGCUUUAACUAAGACAAGGAACAUCCUUUUUGGAAAUAGUUGGAACAAAGACGUGAGGAAGUCCCCGCUCCUCUCCGCCAAGGCGGCUUUCCUGGGUUUUGUUGAUGAAAAUGUGCCUUUCCUUUGUAAAAAAAAAAAAAAAAAAAACUAUGGAUGUUUUUCAUUCUUCCAAGUGCAAUAGGUGAUGUUCAUGAUGGUGAUGAUGAGCAUGCCUGUUCUCCACUUGUGGAGAUCCUUGUGUUUCUUGGCCCUGCUGCGUGUUGCUGCUCGAUUACCACCCCACCCCCCUCCCCCUCCUCCUCCUUCUUCUUCUUCUUCUUAAUGUAUACAUGUAGUGUCAACGUCAUCUCUCUUUCCACACAUAUACAACAUUAUCACAUAGAAUCAGUCAAGAAGUUACUAUUUUAGGAACAAGGCGCAGCCAGAGAGGGUAGUUGGGGUUUAACAUUCUUCUGUAUGACUGUUGGCAAUAAAAACGUCAGUGUGUAGAAAUUCCUUGUUUAUUGUUGUAGUUUGAUUCCCGCUCUACAUCAUUCUCAGGCUGUUUCUAACAUGCCUUUUAUUUUUGGCAGACUGCAACUAAGAGGUGAAGUUUAUUUUGAAGAGGGAAAAGGAAGUACGUCACCGGGACGAAUGGCGACCUCUACUGAUCACAUGAGGUAACAACUUGCACAUGCAACUGUUAAAAAGCAGCCAUGCUAUUAUUACACUCACUCGGCUACACAAGUUUACACGGAUGACCACCAGGUGGCGCCAGAACACCGCAGACGUCACCAACCUUAGAAUGUGGAACCUCCCAUUGGGGUAUGGUGGGACAAGCUGGUUCGGGAGUGGUCGCGUUGUCGUUUAUCAUACAGAAUUAGUGCAUAAGGAGUAAUAAUAAAUAAUGUGAUUGUCUCAAACAAUCUAAUAAACAUUUCAGGCUGGAUUCGCACUGCAGGACCACCCUAAUCUGCCUUGGGGGGUGAACAAAUGGUGGCUGUUGUGUUUCCGUUUAACGUUUAAUCUUGGUGUCCUUUAACUUGCACCUCGGGAUAAAUAGAGUUGGAAUUGAAUUGUAGUCCAUGGGAUGGGUGUCCAAUCCUGACCACAUGGGUCGUAUAUAGAUCCCCAACCCAGGUCGGGCAAGCACACCAGACCCCAACCUGUCCUCAAGAAGGGGGCCAUCCUAUCCCGUCGUAAAAGUCUUGGUCUGAAGUCAGGCCAUCCGGGCCUCGCUCUGGGCAAACCCCUCAGCAUCAGUGCCACUGGGUCCUGCAACCACAGACACCUUCCCUGCCAGUCCAGAGUCCGCCUCCUUCUCCGACCCCGCCUGUCUGCAGCUCUGCUGGUUUUGGUUGUUCUGACUGCUAAAGGACUUGCUUCUGCUGCGACUGGGCUCCAGACACUGCCUGUUCCCGCUCCCCGGCGCCGACACCUCGCCCCGGUAGCAAAGGCAACACACCAACCCCAGGAAGGCCCUCCUCAUCUCCCGACUGGCAAGCGUGUAUAUGACAGGAUUCAUGGCCGAGUUGAGAACCGCCACCGCGAUGAACCAGUCGGCCUUGUAGAGGAUGGGGCACCGCCGGCGCUGCUCGCACGCCACAUCCACCAGUAGCAGCACAAAGAUGGGCGUCCAGCAGGCUAUGAAGACGCCCACCACGAUGAUGACGGUUCGCAGCAGGGACAUUGCGUGCUCCGAGUUGCUGUGCUUGCUAACCUUGCGGCUGCUGGACUUGACCAGGACGUAGAUGCGUGUGUAGAGGACCGACAUGGCCAGGAGCAGGACCAUGAAGAUGGUGAUGCAGAAGGCCACAUACGUCUUGGAGUACAAGGGGAGGACGGUGGAGCAGUCGGGGAGGUUGUCCAGGCAGUUCCAUCCCAGGAUGGGCAACACUCCGAAAGAGACUGCGAUCAACCAGCAGGUGCCGAUGAGCAGGAAGACCCUGUAGUUCUUGCUGGCAUCGUAGGGCCUCAUCUUGAUCAUGGUCAGGUGCCGCUCAAUGGCGAUGGCCAGGAGGCUGAAGAUGGAGGCACCCAACGCUACAAACAUGCUGCCCUCUCGAACAAACCACAAAAUGGGCGACAAGUGGAGGGUCCUCUCGCCAGACAGCAGCAGGUUCACCAGGUAGGCCGCCCCUGCCAACAUAUCGCACAGCGCCAGGUUCCCGAUGAAGAAGUACAUGCGGUUAUGGAAGCGGUGGUUUCUCCAAAUGGCCACCAAUACCGUGAGGUUCUCCAGGACGAUGAAGGCACACGCCACCAGGAAGAGGAGUGUUUUUAUUUCCAGCCUUCCUGUGCUGGUGCCCACGGUGGGGCGGUGAUCCAGCUUGCCCGUGUAGUUAUAGUGCAGGUGUAUCUGAGGAUCUAUCAUUUUGGACUAGGUCAAAGGAGCCAGCAGGGGGGUCCGCGGGCUGGUCCUCUGUGGGGAGGGCAUGCUCGUGAGGUCAUUUCGUUCUUUGCCAAAUGCAUGCAGCCGACUUUGAUGAUAAAUGGUGGACUUACCAGGAUGUGCUUUGGGGGUCCAAUCGACGUUUCAAACUAAAAUCCCAGUCAGUCAUGUCACUGGUUUAGUUUUAGCUGCAUUCCUCCCAGUGAACGUCCUCCGAGACCGCUUCCCCGAUUCCCUCCUGUUCUGCACAGCACAGACCAUCAUCAUCUUUUUCUUUUUUCCACCCUUCUCCAAACUCCUCCAAAGAGUUGACGUCGCUGGGCUGGAAGUCACACCCCUUCUUCCUCCUCCUCCUCCUCCUCCUCCUCCGCCUCCUUCCUCUCCCCUUUCAAGCCAGCCUCUUUGCGGCAUUGAUCCCGCAUGCAAAUCUCUUCAUACGACAUAUUGUUUUCAUGCACAGCAUAUGUGAGUAUGCCGGGAUACUUUUACCGCAAAGGGAAUUCCAAAGCAGCUGAAAAAUGAAUUAUAGUCAUCAUAAAUUAGCCCCCGCCCACCCGUUCGUUCAUCUAUUCAUCAACCAUGCAGUCACUGUAUUAAUGGUUGAUAGCAUUCUAGCAUAAUGUUUAUCUAUCAUCCCUCAUUCAUUAUUCAACCAUCCUUCCAUACGUUCAUCCAUGCUCUCAUUCAUCUGCUGUAUGUCUUCAUUAUUCAUUAUUACCUGUCAUCCACCCAUCUGUCCACCCUACCAUGCCAUGUUAUCAU